Messenger RNA from Cynara cardunculus var. scolymus (artichoke), 516 nucleotides. Its product is annotated as RING-H2 finger protein ATL52-like. The record is from RefSeq and is a predicted model, not a curated record. Gene Ontology annotation, biological process: protein ubiquitination. Lineage: Eukaryota; Viridiplantae; Streptophyta; Magnoliopsida; Asterales; Asteraceae. The transcript has a single exon. Bases 1 to 516 code for a protein of 171 amino acids.
AUGGCGGACGAUAAUAACGGAGUUCUAACCGAAGUAUACGUCGUUCUACUCAUCAUUGCAUUGGGGGCCUUACUGAUCGCAAUAUAUCAUUGUAUCUCGAUGCUAUGGUGGGAUCUGCAUCGUCAUCGGAGACGACGAGGCCCCACCGAGAUACAAUUGGAAGGAAAUGACGUAAGUUUUGAAAACUCUGUAGCCGGGCUCAUCCCAGCGCAUAAGCACAAAAAGGGAAUUGGCUCGGAGGAUGAUGAGCCCAUGUGUGCUGUGUGUCUAAGCGAGUUUGAGGAAGGAGAAGAGCUACGGACUUUGCCCGACUGUAUGCACUCCUUUCAUGUUUCGUGCAUCGAUAUGUGGUUAUACUCGCAUCGUAAUUGUCCCAUUUGCCGAAUGGACGCGGCCACCACCGCUUCUCCUUUAAUGGAGAUUAUAUACAUAGUUGAUCCACAACAUGAUCAGGAGGAAGUGGUAUCAAGACCAAAUAUGCCACAAGAUUUAGCUGUACAAAGUAUGGCUCUUUGA